Molecule: messenger RNA, 951 nt
Organism: Strongylus vulgaris
Lineage: Eukaryota; Metazoa; Nematoda; Chromadorea; Rhabditida; Strongylidae
Source: the annotation of a GenBank genome assembly
CACCUUGUCAUUCGUGGCGAAAACGCGUCCAGAAUUUUACGGAUCCGAGCUGCAGCCACCAGGGCUAUGCGAGAGCACUUCUAUCAUGCUGGUUAUACGGAGAUAUGCCCACCUACCUUGGUGCAGACACAAGUAGAAGGAGGAUCAACACUUUUUGGUCUGGACUACUUCGGAGAGCCGUCGUACCUGACGCAGUCUUCGCAGCUAUACCUAGAGACAUGUAUCGCUUCUCUAGGAGACGUUUAUUGUAUAGCGCAAUCUUAUCGCGCUGAGAAAUCACGUACACGUCGUCAUUUGGCAGAAUAUGCCCAUGUGGAAGCAGAAUGCGCUUUUAUCACCUUUGACGAGCUCAUGGAUAGGAUUGAAGACAUCGUAUGCGAUACGGUGGAUCGGCUGAUGGCUGAUCCACACGUGAAGCCGCUCAUCGAGUUUGUAAACCCUAACUUUAAACCUCCACAAAGACCUUUUCUUCGCAUGACGUACUCAGACGCGAUCAAAUGGCUAAUUGAGCAUGAUGUUCGUAAUGAGUAUGGCGAGAAGUUUGUACAUGGUGAAGAUAUUGCAGAAGCAGCAGAGAGGAAAAUGACAGAUACGAUUGGAGUGCCUAUUUUGUUGCACAAAUUCCCGGCUGGCAUCAAAGCAUUCUAUAUGUCUCGGUGUAAGGACGAUGAUACGCUUACUGAGUCAGUUGAUCUUCUCAUGCCUGGUGUUGGUGAGAUAGUAGGUGGAUCUAUGCGUAUGUGGCAUGAAGAAGACCUGCACAAAGCUUUUACAGCAGCUGGUAUCGAUCCUAAGAACUAUUACUGGUACACUGAUCAAAGAAAGUAUGGAACGGUGCCCCAUGGUGGCUAUGGUUUAGGACUGGAACGCUUUAUCUGUUGGUUAACAAACACUUACCACAUAAGAGAUGUUUGCUUAUAUCCACGAUUUAUUGGAAGAUGUGCACCAUAA